Molecule: messenger RNA, 944 nt
Organism: Ceratosolen solmsi marchali
Lineage: Eukaryota; Metazoa; Arthropoda; Insecta; Hymenoptera; Agaonidae
Gene: AlkB
Product: alpha-ketoglutarate-dependent dioxygenase AlkB
Exons: 4
Coding region: 7-912 (301 amino acids)
Biological process (GO): oxidative RNA demethylation
Cellular component (GO): cytoplasm; nucleus
Molecular function (GO): broad specificity oxidative DNA demethylase activity; ferrous iron binding; oxidative RNA demethylase activity
Source: RefSeq, a predicted model, not a curated record
UUUAGCAUGUUUAAGGAUAGUUUUAAGUAUUAUAAAGCUCGAAAACCGCCGCCUAAUUUGGAACAUGUGAUAGAUCCAAUGAAGCCUUCGAAUAAAAAUGUUAGGAAAAUGAAUGUUGAUUUCCAGUCUGAAACUGGUUUAGGAGUAAAAUUUGGACUAAAGUCUAUGAAAGAGUGGAAUAUUUACGAAUUUAUCAAUAUACCAGGAUUAAUUUUAUUGCAAAAUCCAUUUACUGCCAAAGGACAGCAAGAAUGGAUUAUAAAAUGUCUAAAAGAAUAUACCGAGAAGCCAAAUAUUACAAAUAUCGAUGCUCAUGGUUUGUUGAGUAAUAACGAAACUUGGUGGGAUACUUGUUUUGGAACAAUGCCAAGAAAAGAUUUGUUAUCAAGAUUACGAUGGACAACAUUAGGGUAUCAUCAUAAUUGGGAUACGAAACAUUAUUCAGAAAAUUUGAAAUCCAAAAUGCCAAACGAUUUGAAAGAUCUAAUAGAAUACCUUGCACGUAUCUUAGGAUUUCAAGAAUUCAAAGCCGAAGCAGCCAUAAUUAAUUAUUACAAAAUGAACUCAACUUUAGCUGGUCAUACUGAUCAUUCCGAAGCUUACCUCGAGGCUCCUCUAUUCUCGAUUAGCUUUGGUCAAGCAGCUAUUUUUCUUAUCGGAGGACUUAAACAAGAGAACUCGGCUCAUGCAUUAUUUUUACGUAGUGGCGAUGUUCUUGUGAUGUCGGGUAACUCUAGAUUAAAAUAUCAUGGAGUGCCAAAAAUAUUAAUCGAUGAAUCUAAGCCAUGGAGUUCGAUGCCCAAUUCUUCAAUAAAUAAUGAAGAUUGGCAAAAAGUAAAUGCUUACAUUUCGGAUUCGAGAAUAAAUGUAAAUGUGAGACAGGUGUUAAAACCUGGGCAGUUAAAUUUAUAACCUAAAUUUUAUCACAUAAACGAUGGUUAUUC